Molecule: messenger RNA, 1988 nt
Organism: Spirometra erinaceieuropaei
Lineage: Eukaryota; Metazoa; Platyhelminthes; Cestoda; Diphyllobothriidea; Diphyllobothriidae
Source: the annotation of a GenBank genome assembly
AUGAUUGCAGCAGUGGAAUCAAUUCUUUGUCAGACGGAGGCAACGGAGGAGACUAAGAACCUCAUCCGACACCAAGUGUCGUCUCUCCUGAUGGCCCACAGGCCGCGGGAAGUGCUUUCCAAGGUCGAACGUGAUGCGCUUAGAGAACUCAAGGCCGACAAAGACCUGGUCAUCGUGCCAGCGGACAAAGGACGCGCCACAGUUGUACUGGACAGGACAGAAUACCUUCAAAAAGCCAAAGGUUUACUGGAUCACCGACAGUUCUAUAUCCCAUGUGCAACGAACCCUUUAAAGGCGCUGACACGCGAAAUUAAUGCAACUUUUUUGGCCUUGGAGAAAUCCGUGCAAUAACACCGACCGACAGACGCAUGGCGAGACUCCAAGAUACAACUUUGGCCCGAUUCUAUGGCCACCCUAAGGUGCACAAAGACAGCGCUCCUCUCUGACCCAUCGUGUCGCUCAAAGGGACUCCAACGUACGGACUGGCUAAGUGGCUGUUCCGGCGUCUCAAGUUCCUGACCGCUGAGUCAGACACCACGGUCUCUUCGUCAGCAAAAUUCCUGGAGAAACUCAAAGGGGUAAGCAUCCAUCCAAAUGAGGUCAUGGUAUCUUUUGAUGUUACAUCCCUUUUUAAUUCUAUUCCCCAGGACCUGGCGAUCGAGACAAUUGAGCUACUACUACAAAGCAAAUACGAUGAAACGAAGAACCGUCUUGGACACGCCCAAAUCAUUCAGCUCCUGAAGCUCUGUCUCAGGACGUACUUCACGUUCAACGGGACAAUCUACGAACAGGUGAAGGGCACACCAAUGGGUUCGCCGAUUUCGGAAUUCUUCGUCGGGGCGGUCCUGCAACGGUUAGAAUCGCUGGUCUUCCAACACCACAGACCGAAAUUCUGGGCCCGGUAUGUAGAUGGCACCUUCGUCGUCAUCGAGCGGGAUCAGGUGCUGACGUUGAAAGAACAUCUCAACGCCGUCUUCCCGGACAUUCAAUUUACGAUGGAGGAGGAAGAGAACAACCAGCUGGCCUUCCUGUAUGUCCUCGUAUGCCGCAAAGAUUGUGGUGAACUAAAAACCAAAGUGUUCAGGAAAGCGACAAAUACGAUGCAAGUACUGAACUUUAACAGUAACCACCCAAUCAGCCACAAACGCAGUUGUGUAAGGACGCUCUAUCGGCGGGUCGAAACGCACUUCAGUGAGCCGGAAGACAAAAUUGCCGAACUACAAUACCUCCGACGGGUCUUCAAAGCCAAUGGCUACCCGCACAACUUCGUCGACCGGUGCAUACGCAAAAGGGACGAAAGGCCAAACCGCAUGGACACCAAAUCUUGGCGGGCACUUCCGUAUGUCAAGAACGUUUCGGAAGCUGUCGGUCGCCUUCUCGCACCACUUGGGGUUGGAGUGGCACACAGACCGGAGGCAACCAUCAGGCGUCUGAUCAUGAAACCGAAAGACCCACUGCCACGGCUAGAAACGUCUGGAGUCGUUUAUCGGAUCUGGUGCAGUUGCGGACAAAGCAACUACGUCGGAGAAACCGGAAGACAGCUCCGAACGAGAAUGGCCGAACACGCGACAGCGGUGCGCAGAAAUGACGCCAGCUCUCAAGUUGCGACUCAUUCGACGAGAUCCGGCCACACAUUUAAAUUCGAUGAGGCCGAAAUUCUCGCAAGAGGUGACAACCGAGUGAGCCGGGAGCUACUGGAAUCAUGGUUUACUGGCCCCCAGUCCAUCAACAAGUGCAACGAUCUUCCCACUCCAUACUCCGUGCUAAAACUUCGCCUAGGCGGAAUAACAAGCCAUGCGGGGAGGACAGAGGUGAACACUUUUCCCAACACCGGGGUCGUUGCGUCAGAUGGUCGAGCAAUCAUCACGCCAACAUCCAACGCACGUGAUAAAAUUGCAGCAAUUAUCGACUCGAAUGUCGGCCAUCAAGCAGUGAUCACACCAAGUGCGACGAUCCCGGAUGAAGGGGGGAGCCGUGAAUGUUCAUAG